This is a messenger RNA of Pistacia vera, 1566 nucleotides long. RefSeq lists its product as uncharacterized. Gene Ontology annotation, molecular function: nucleic acid binding. Bases 1 to 1566 code for a protein of 521 amino acids. Lineage: Eukaryota; Viridiplantae; Streptophyta; Magnoliopsida; Sapindales; Anacardiaceae. The transcript has 3 exons. The record is from RefSeq and is a predicted model, not a curated record.
AUGGUGGAACGGUUUCUUGAAGUGUUCAUGGACUAUUUCUCCGUUUUUGGCUCUUCUUUUGAUGAUUGUCUUUCUAACCUUUCUCUUGUUUUGCAGCGAUGUCAAGACAAUAACCUAGUGCUAAACUGGGAGAAGUGUCAUUUUAUGGUUCAAGGGGGCAUAGUUCUUGGACAUCGGAUUUUGAGGAAAGGAAUUGAAGUGGAUCGAGCCAAAACUGAAGUGAUUAAAAAGUUGCCACCUCCAACAAAUGUCAAAUUUAUCCAGAGUUUCUUGGGACAUGCAAGGUUCUACGGCAGAUUUAUCAAGGAUUUCUCUAAGAUUUCUAAACCCCUGUGCAAUUUGUUACCUAAAGAUGCACUAUUUGAUUUUAAUGAUGAUUGUAUGCAUGCUUUUCAGACUCUUAAGCAAUUAUUAGUAUCUGCGCAUAUUAUUAUGGUUCCCGAUUGGGAACUUCCAUUUGAAUUAAUAUGUGAUGCUAGUAAUUAUGCAAUAGGGGUAGCCUUAGGGCAAAGAAAGAAUAAAGUUUUGCAUGUGAUACAGUAUGCUAGUAGAACAUUGAUUGAUGCACAAUUGAAUUACACUACCACUGAAAAAGAGCUUUUGGCAGUUGUUUAUGCAUUUGACAAAUAUAGCUCAUAUUUGAUAGGUGCCAAGGUCAUUAUCUAUAGGGAUCAUUCAACGCUCAAGCAUCUUUUGGCAAAGUGUGUGGCAGAAGAAGAAAUGGAGAGCAUAUUGUGGCAUUGUCAUGAAAAGGAAGUUGGUGGUCACUUUAGAGGAACAAGAACUGCAGUGAAAGUCCUUCAAUCUGGAUUUUAUUGGUUGAAUCUUUUUAAGGAUGCCUUUAGAGUUGCUCAAGAGUGUGACCAAUGUCGAGAAUUUUCAAGAAAGAAUGAAAUGCCCUUGAACAAUAUUUUGGUUGUGGAACUUUCUGAUGUUCCCUUCCCAAAUUCAUUCAGGAACACCUACAUUUUGGUUACGGAGGACUACAUGUCAAAGUGGGUAGAAGCAGUUGCAUUACCUUCCAAUAAUGCUAAAGUAGUGCAAUUUGAAGCUUUAUUGGGAAAAUAUGGGGUGACACAUCAAGUGGCUACACCUUACCAUCCUCAAACAAGUAGACAAGUUGAAUUGUCAAACAGGGAAUUGAAGAAAAUUCUAGAGAAGACGGUAAAUGCAUCAAGGAAAGAUUGGUCAUGGAAGUUAGAUGAUGCAAUGUGGGCAUACCGGACGGCAUUUAAAACACCAAUUGGAAUGUCCCCAUGUCGUCUUGUGUUUGGUAAAGUGUGCCACUUGCCUGUGGAAUUGGAGCAUAGAGCUUAUUGGGCAGUAAAAAUGUUGAAUAUGGAUUUACAAGCUGUUGGAGAAGAAAAGAUGUUUCAACUAAAUGAAAUGGAUGAGUUUCGCCACCAAGCAUAUGAAAAUGCAAGAAUUUAUAAGGAGAAAACCAAAAUGUGGCAUGACAAGCAUAUAUUGAAGAAGAACUUUGAAGUGGUUAGAAAGUUUUGCUCUACAACUCAAGACAUGGGCUUUUUCUCAGAAAACUUAAGUCAAGAUGGUCCGGACCCUUGA